This is a messenger RNA of Phalacrocorax carbo (great cormorant), 854 nucleotides long. NCBI's taxonomy places the organism in Eukaryota, Metazoa, Chordata, Aves, Suliformes, Phalacrocoracidae. The record is from RefSeq and is a predicted model, not a curated record.
UGCAGUCCCGGCUCCCCCGGGGGGUGCAGUCCCGGCUCUCCCGGGGGCGCAGCCCCGUGUUCCGGCGGCCGGCGCGUCCCCGCCGCUGACGGACGCUCCUUCCCAGCCCGCGCCGCCGCUCUCUGCAGCCUCUCCCCGGGCCACGCUCCGGCGCCGCCGCCCGCCCUCCCCGGGUCCCCAGAGCAGCCGUCUCCAGGGAACACGGGGCAGCACAGGCCCACGGUGCUGGUCCCUGCAGGCGAUGGGGGCAUCGGAGCCCCCCAACUUCUCGUGGGUGGUGGAGGGGCAGCUGGCGGGCCUGGCCAUGCCACGGGAGCCGGGGCACUACCGGUUCCUGCUGCGCCAGGGCGUGCGGCACCUGGUGUCGCUGUCAGAGCGGGCGCCCCCGCACCACGGCUGCUGCCCCGCGGUCCAGCUCCACCGGCUUCGUGUGCCCGACUUCAGCCCCCCGACACCCGAGCAGAUCCAGAGCUUCCUGCAGCUGGUGGAGGAGGCCAAUGCCCGCAGGGAGGCUGUGGCGGUGCACUGCCUGCUGGGACACGGCCGGACGGGCACCAUGCUGGCCUGCUACCUGGCGAAGGCGCAGAAGAUGAGUGGCGGCGAUGCCAUCCGGGAGGUCCGGCGGCUGCGGCCUGGCUCCAUCGAGACGCGGGAGCAGGAGCAAGCCGUGAUUCAGUUCUGCCAGCGCAUUUGCGCUGGGGAGGACAGUGAGGAGGCGUGAGCGUGACCAUCUCCCCAGGGCAGCGUGUGCCGGACAGGUUCAAUGGAGACGGUCACUCCAAAAAGGAGGAGGGCCUUUCCCAGCCCCAAGGUGCUGCCAUCUGUCCUUUUCUGCAUUAAAGGACUCUCCUGUG